AUCAUGAGCCGCAACCUGGAGCAGAUCCUGGCGCGGGGGGAGAACCUGGAGACCCUGCACUGCAAGAGCCAGGACCUGCAGGCCACUUCAGAGCACUUCAGGACCACGUCCCAGAAGGUGGCCCGCCGCUACUGGUGGCAGAACGUGAAGCUGCUGGUCAUCCUGGGGCUGGUGGGCACCAUCAUCCUCAUCCUCAUCAUCCUCCUGGCCACCGGUGUCAUCCACUCCUAG
This is a messenger RNA of Chaetura pelagica (chimney swift), 231 nucleotides long. It is a transcript of the gene VAMP8, whose product is annotated as vesicle-associated membrane protein 8. The record is from RefSeq and is a predicted model, not a curated record. Gene Ontology annotation, cellular component: SNARE complex; plasma membrane. The transcript has 2 exons. The annotation marks the transcript as partial. Gene Ontology annotation, biological process: SNARE complex assembly; vesicle fusion; vesicle-mediated transport. Lineage: Eukaryota; Metazoa; Chordata; Aves; Apodiformes; Apodidae. Gene Ontology annotation, molecular function: SNAP receptor activity; syntaxin binding.